CGUAGAAGACACAGUCUGUGAGCCAUGUGCUGUGCUGUAAAAGCAAGUAGAUGAAACGGGCCCAGCUGUAGCUUCUGUAUACCUAUACCCAGAUAAAUAAACUGUUAACAAAAAGGUUGAUUUCCUCCGAACGGCUAGCUCUUGGAAUCACACGGCUUAAUACCCAAUAGGGGACCCAAAGCUGUCGUUGCACUUACGUUGGCCGAUUUCUCCAUCACCUAAUACUUCUUGUGCAUAUAUAUUUGGCAGCUUUCGUUUGAGAGCAAUAAUAUUUUUUGCUUGCGGCAUAACAAUCGAAACGCCAAGCUUAUGCCCUGAAGAGGGGUUUCCAGCUGCAAUCAGAGGUCAGGGGUCGGAAUGGAGGCAGCCAUGGAUCUGAUGCGAAGAAUGCCGCCUACGCAAUCACAGGAUGCGCUUAAUAACUUGCUGGCUCUCCUUCCCGAGCACUCUGCCGACCUGCUCUCGCGCGUCGAUCAGCCUCUCCAGGUGGAAGUUGAUGUAGACUCAGGGAAGGAGUUUUUAUUAUGUGAUUACAAUCGGGAUGGUGAUUCGUACAGGUCACCUUGGUCAAACAAAUACCACCCACCAUUGGAAGAUGGGGCACAGCCAUCUUCUGAAUUGCGAAAGCUGGAAGUGGAAGCGAAUGAUAUUUUUGCCAUUUAUCGUGACCAGUAUUAUGAAGGUGGAUUCUCUUCUGUUUACAUGUGGGAACCAGAUGAAGGAGACAGUUUUGCAGCAUGUUUUUUGAUAAAGAAGGAUGGUUCACAGGCAGGACAAGGUCGAAGAGGUUUCUUACAGAAAGGUGUAUGGGAUGCCAUCCAUGUCAUUGAGGUAGGAAUCCAAGACGAGGGUACAGCUCAUUACUGUUUGACUAGCACUGUUAUGCUGUCUAUGACUACAAAUGACCAAUCCUCAGGCACUUUCAGCUUGUCAGGGUCAAUCACUCGUCAGAUGACAGCCGAUAUGUCAAUUGCUGAUGGUCAUUUGAGUAACAUGGGACGUAUGAUUGAAGAAAUGGAGGGUAAACUGAGAAAUGCAUUGGAUCAGGUUUACUUUGGGAAAACAAGAGAAAUGGUGUUGACGUUGCGAGAGCCACUUGGUGUCCUGACUUCAACAUCAUUAUCAGGACAGAGCUUGCAACAGACUAUUGCAAGUGAAAUUCAUCGUUAAUGGUUGCCGGAGAUUGGUUUAAAAAUAUUCUUCUACUAUUUUAGCAGUUGUGAAUGUAUAGUAUUGAGAGAUUUUGAAUCUAUGUAUGUAUGACUUUUGUAUAAUCAUACAUCCUUUAUUUGCAUCAAAUAGAGUGGAUUUAGUGUGGAAGUUUUGAUUCAAAAGUUCAGAUUGCUGAAUACCAAGUGAGGGAACAUUUCGUCUGCAAAAUCUAAUUUCUGCCAAACAGGAUUAGAUUUUGUUGUGGUGAGAGAUUUGAGGUCGUGUGUGUCUGAUGUAUCCUGUGCUUGAAAUGAGUCAUUGUCACAUGUAGCUUUGUAUCUUUGAGUUCUUUUUGUUAUAAAUUUUCCUCCCAUGGCUGCCUCAAUGAACUACCAUGGUGGUCAUACCCUUUAUCCUUUUGAAUUUUAUAUAAUAUUAUUCUUGACUUAA
Messenger RNA from Cryptomeria japonica (Japanese cedar), 1602 nucleotides. Its product is annotated as probable F-actin-capping protein subunit beta. The record is from RefSeq and is a predicted model, not a curated record. Gene Ontology annotation, biological process: cell morphogenesis; actin cytoskeleton organization; barbed-end actin filament capping. Gene Ontology annotation, cellular component: cytoplasm; F-actin capping protein complex. Lineage: Eukaryota; Viridiplantae; Streptophyta; Pinopsida; Cupressales; Cupressaceae. Gene Ontology annotation, molecular function: actin filament binding. The transcript is spliced from 8 exons. Bases 358 to 1170 code for a protein of 270 amino acids.